Messenger RNA from Spirometra erinaceieuropaei, 3291 nucleotides. The record is from the annotation of a GenBank genome assembly. Lineage: Eukaryota; Metazoa; Platyhelminthes; Cestoda; Diphyllobothriidea; Diphyllobothriidae.
AUGGAUUCUGCAAAUCAGUACCAGCUUCUGGAGGCAAGCCAGCCCCCGCCACUCCUAAUUCCAGGCAACGUUUCCGGCCAAAAUGCAAGCCCAAACCCCAGUCCGUGGGUAAUUCUUUCAGUCUCUUGGCCGAUUGCCAGCUCAAUGCGUCUGGUCGUAGAAAGUUUGUUGACGUUUUGCUCAACGGCCAUGCAGUUCGUCUACAGUUGGACACUGCCUCAGAUAUCACCAUCAUCUCUGAGAGACUCUGGCAGUCUCUUGGCAGUCCCACGAUGCAGCAGACUUCCCAGUCCGCCACAAGCGCGUGCGGUGGUCUCGUACAGCUAAUUGGGCAGCUGCAAUGCUGUGUGUCGUUCCGCGGUACCAGCAUCACUGCGAUCUGCUACAUCACAAAGUCUGAUCUAAACCUACUUGGCCUCGACUGGAUUGAACAACUUGGAUUGGCCGAUAUGCCGCUCCGCGUUGUUUGCAGUCAGGUGCAGAUUCCCGCUGUGCUUACAGACCAAGCCAAGGACAUUUUCCAACGGUUUGCUCCAGUGUUCCAAGACGGCCUGGGUCGUUGCACAUACACUCAAGCCGUGCUGCAUCUGUCUCCUGGAAGUCAACCAGUCUUCCGUCCAAAGCGACCAGUCCCAUAUGCAGCCCUACCACUUGUCGAGGCUGAACUGAAACGUCUAGAGGAACUGGGAGUUCUGGUUCCUGUAUCCUACUCCGCCUGGGCCGCUCCAAUCGUUGUGGUUAAGAAGCCCAAUGGCUCGAUUCGCAUUUGUGCUGACUUCUCCACCGGUCUCAAUGCCGCGCUGACGCCGAACUGCUAUCCACUGCCCGUUCCGGCUGAUCUUUUCACCCUGCUAAAUGGUGGCACUUGCUUUGCCAAGUUGGAUCUUGCUUAUGCGUAUCUGCAGAUCGAGGUCGCCCCAGAGUCGCGCGAAUUGUUGACCAUCAACACCCACCGCGGUCUGUUCCAAUACACCAUGCUGCCGUUUGGUAUCAAGACCGCCCCGGCCCUACUCCAACAAACGAUGAACGCAAUGCUCUCCGGCAUCCCUGGCACGGCUGGGUACCUGGACGACAUCAUCAUCGUGGGUCGCUCCCCUGCUGAGCUGCAAGACCGAGUGUGCGCAGUACUCGAACGCGUGCAGGAAUAUGGCUUUCGCCUACGGGCCGACAAGUGCCAAUUCUUCCUCGACUCAAUCAAGUACCUUGGAUUCUUUUUUGACGUCACUGGUCGCCAUCCAGAUCCUGAAAACAUUCGGGCCAUCCAACGGAUGCCUGCCCCCAAGAAUGUAUCGCAACUUCGUUCGUUUCUUGGCCUGAUCAGCUACUAUAGUGCUUUCCUACCAUCACUGCAUGACGUACGGGCCCCGCUCAACCGUCUGUUGCAGAAGGAUGCUCCCUGGUGCUGGUCCCCCGACUGUGAAAAGGCCUUCGCCCAGCUAAAGUCGAUGCUGAGUUCAGAUCUGCUGCUCACGCACUACGACCCGACGCUGCCGAUCGUUGUUGCUGCAGAUGCUUCCAACCACGGAGUUGGUGCCGUCAUCUCACAUACUUUUCCUGAUGGGUCUGAAAAGGCGAUCAUGCAUGCAUCUCGCACGCUAACCCCUGCGGAGAAGAACUAUGGGCAAAUAGAGAAAGAGGCUCUAGCCCUCGUGUUUGCCGUCAAGAAAUUUCACAAACUGGUGUACGGUCGCCACUUCACGUUGAGGGAUCACAAACCAUUGCUGUCAAUCUUCGGUUCGAAGAAGGGCAUUCCCGUCUACUCAGCCAGCCGACUUCAGCGAUGGGCAACCAUCCUUCUUGGCUACGAUUUCGACAUUCGCUACUGUCGUACUACAGACUUUGGUCAGGCUGACGCCCUUUCUCGCCUCAUCAGCAAUCAGCAGGAACCGGAGGAAGAUACCGUGAUUGCAGCUAUUUCGAUUGAGGACGAUGUGCGCCGUCAGCUAUCAGACGCCAUACGAGGUAUCCCUGUCACUGCCGCGGACAUCCGACAUGCUACUGAACAGGAUCUUGUCCUCCGUCAGGCCAUCACCUACGUGCAGACCUGCUGGCCGACCACUGCUCUCGCUGGCGAUCUUCGCCAGCUCUUCCUCCGCCGAGCAUCGCUAUCUGUGGUUGACUCCUGCCUCAUGUUUGCGGACCGUGUGGUAAUCCCAUCUUCCCUCCGACCCACUGUACUACGCCAGUUCCAUGCGGCUCAUCCUGGUACCAGCCGGAUGAAGUCUAUUGCUCGCAGUUUUGCCUACUGACCGGGUAUCGACGGCGACAUCGACGACCUGGUUCGACGCUGUUCUCGAUGUCAGUAAGCUGCCAAGAUGCCGCCUCGUCAACCUCCAAUACCCUGGCAACCACCGGAGGCCUUGGUCACGCGUGCAUAUCGACUUCGCUGGCUCACUUAACGGAGUCUCCUACCUAAUCUUGGUUGACGCCUACUCGAAGUGGCCCGAGAUUGCUCCGCUGAAUCCAGCGACCACAUCUGCCACUAUCGCCUUCCUACGACGCAUCUUUAGCCAACAUGGCUUACCGGAAGUCCUGGUUUCAGACAACGGCUCUCAGUUUACUUCGUCGACAUUUGAGGAUUUCUGCCGCCAGCACAACAUCCAGAAUCUUCGCUCCCCGCCCUACCAUCCUCAGUCUAACGGUCAGGCGGAGCGUUUUGUCGACACGUUUAAGGGAGCCCUCUUGAAAGCUCGUGGGGAGGGGACCACGGACGAGAUAGUCCAGGCAUUCCUGUUUUCCUACAGGACAACACCGAACCCGGCGUCCCCUGGUGGCGUUUCUCCUGCCGAAGCGUUGAUGGGCCGAAAACUGCGUACAACGUUUCAUGCCCUCGUCCCUACCGGUGCGCAGCCCGCGCAGACUUCUCCAGUUUCUCGCAGCAAGCUCUCCAUCGGAACACCUGUCUUCGUUCGUGAUUAUCGAGCGGGGUUCCCAGACUGGAUUGAAGCAACCGUAGUAUCGCACAGAGGCAGUAUGUUGUUUGACGUCGACGUUGGUGAUGACAUCUGGGUUCGCCACCACAACCAGAUCCGACGGCGACAUUGCAGUAGCACGACUGGGCUCAAUUCGGCGCCGUCACUCUCUCUUGACAUCCUACUGGAUACCUUCGCCAUUCCGGCAGAUCGGUCGGUCCGCGAGCCCACUGCUGCGCCUCCUUCGGAUGUACCGUCUUCGGUAUCAGUCACUGCUCCCGGGUCUCCAGACAACAAACCACAACUAAGACGCCGGACCAACCGCGUGCGCCGAUCAGCACUGCCGAUACAGAUCAAUCCACGCCAAAAGCGGUACUGA